Molecule: messenger RNA, 595 nt
Organism: Trichoderma reesei QM6a
Lineage: Eukaryota; Fungi; Ascomycota; Sordariomycetes; Hypocreales; Hypocreaceae
Gene: rps9
Product: ribosomal protein S9, S4 family
Exons: 3
Coding region: 2-577 (191 amino acids)
Biological process (GO): positive regulation of translational fidelity; translation
Cellular component (GO): cytosolic small ribosomal subunit
Molecular function (GO): rRNA binding; structural constituent of ribosome
Source: RefSeq, a predicted model, not a curated record
AAUGGCCCCUCGUGCGCAUUCCAAGACCUCGCGUGUCCCUCGCCGACCCUUCGAGUCUGCUCGUCUGGACGCGGAGCUGAAGCUCGUUGGUGAAUAUGGCCUGCGCAACAAGCGUGAGGUCUGGCGAGUCGGUUUGACUCUGUCCAAGAUCCGUCGUGCUGCCCGUCAGCUUCUUACCCUCGACGAGAAGGACCCCAAGCGACUUUUCGAAGGCAACGCCCUGAUUCGCCGUCUCGUCCGUGUCGGUGUCCUCGACGAGUCUCGCAUGAAGCUCGAUUACGUGCUGGCGUUGAAGAUUGAGGAUUUCUUGGAGCGCCGCCUGCAGACCUGCGUCUACAAGCUCGGCCUGGCCAAGUCUAUCCACCACGCCCGUGUCCUGAUCCGCCAGCGCCACAUCCGCGUCGGCAAGCAGAUCGUCAAUGUCCCCUCCUUCAUUGUCCGACUCGACUCCCAGAAGCACAUUGACUUCGCCCUGACCUCACCAUUCGGCAACGGCCGUCCUGGUCGUGUCCGCAGAAAGAAGGCCAAGGCCGCCGAGAAGGGCGAGGAUGGUGAGGAGGAGGAGGAUGACGAGUAAAUGCGCACCGUAUAUAUG